AUGGAUGUCAAAUCUGCUUUCCUCAAUGGACCACUCGAAGAAGAGGUACAUACUCUAUUGAUCUGUCUUUAUGUUGAUGAUCUUCUGAUCACUAAGAGCUCCACACGAGAAAUCGAAUGCUUCAAAUUGAAAAUGAUGGAAGAACUGGAGAUGACGGAUCUUGGCAGUUUAGGAUAUUUCCUUGGUCUGGAGUUUGUACAAACCAAAGAUGGUCUACAUCUGAACCAGAGGAAAUACAUCCUGGAGACUUUGGAAAGAUUCAACCUAAAGGAUUGCAACAGCACGUCUGUCUCUGUCAUGGCUAAUACAAAGCUAUCACUUCAACAUGAGGAAACUAAGGUUGACGCAACCUUAUUCAAACAGAUUGUUGGGACUUUUCGUUACAUUUGUAGUAGCAGACCAGACAUAAGCUUCGGAGUAGGACUCGUUAGCCGUUUCAUGCAUGAUCCCAGACAAUCACACAUUACAACAGCAAAACAUGUAGUACGAUAUUUGAAAGGUACUAUAGACUACGGUCUUUAUUUUCCCAGGAAAAUCAAUGAAACAAUUGGAGUUUUAGAGGCAUGGUGCAAUGCGGAUUGGAGCGGCGACCAAGUCGAUCGAAAAAGUACAUUCGAAUACUUGUUCAAGCUGCUAGGAGCCUCCAUUUCGUGGUGUUCGAAGAAGCAAGACGUUGUGGCACUAUCGUCGUGUGAAGCUAAGUACAUCUCGGUGGCAGAAGCAGCUUGCCAGAGUGCUUGGAUCGAAACGAUUCUCUAG
This is a messenger RNA of Vigna radiata var. radiata (mung bean), 759 nucleotides long. RefSeq lists its product as uncharacterized. Bases 1 to 759 code for a protein of 252 amino acids. The record is from RefSeq and is a predicted model, not a curated record. The transcript is spliced from 2 exons. Lineage: Eukaryota; Viridiplantae; Streptophyta; Magnoliopsida; Fabales; Fabaceae.